Molecule: messenger RNA, 1831 nt
Organism: Aspergillus ibericus CBS 121593
Lineage: Eukaryota; Fungi; Ascomycota; Eurotiomycetes; Eurotiales; Aspergillaceae
Product: cytochrome P450
Exons: 1
Coding region: 1-1542 (513 amino acids)
Molecular function (GO): oxidoreductase activity, acting on paired donors, with incorporation or reduction of molecular oxygen; heme binding; monooxygenase activity
Source: RefSeq, a predicted model, not a curated record
AUGAUCCUCGUCACCCUCCUCGUCAUUGUUACCCUCCGCCUCCUCUACGAACACCACCGCGACCGUCGUCUCCCCCCCGGCCCCCGCCGUCUCCCCCUCCUGGGCAACCUCCACCAAGCCCCCAAAACCCUCCCCUGGCGGAUCUUCACGGAAUGGAGCAAAACCUACGGCCCAAUCAUGUCCGCGCAAUUCGGCCGCCAAACCCUCAUCCUGAUAACCUCCCCGACCAUCGCGCACGACCUCCUCGACCGCCGGGGCAGCAUCUACGCCAACCGGCCCGAGCUAAUCAUGGCCCAGAACAUCACCAAGGGACUACACAUCCUCACGCGACAAUACGACAGCUGGACGAAACUGCACCAGCGGCUCGAAGCCCCGGUUCUGAGUCCGCGCGCGUCAAAUACCUAUUUGCCCAUCCAAGAUCUGGAGAGUAAGCAGCUGCUUUUCGACCUCCUCGGGUCGAAUAACUUCGAUGCGCAUUUCGAGCGAUACAGUGGAAGCCUCAUGUUCGCGUUAGCAUAUGGGUUUCGUCUCCCGGUGCCGAAGAGUCGGGAGUUACGCGAUAUGCGCACGAUUCAGGGGAAUUUUGUCUACGCGGCGCAGGUGGGUCGGUGGAUUGUGGAUGCGAUUCCGGUGUUGAAUUAUUUGCCGGCGGUGGUGGCGCCGUGGAAGCGCAUCGCGGAGGAGUUAUUUCAGCUGGAGUCGAAGGUGCAUGCGCGACAUUUGGCGAGGGGGUUGGCGAGCCAGUCAUGGAAUUGGACGAAGGAGUUUUCGCGGUCCAAGUAUGCGAGCGACAUGUCGGCGGUGGAGUUGGGGUAUGAUUUGGGGAUUCUGGUGGAUGCGGGGUUUGAGACGACGUGGGCGGUCUUGAAGGUGUUUGUGUUGGCGGUGCGGGUGGAUGCGCGGUUUGUGGAAGUGGCGCGGAGGGAGUUGGAUGAGGUGGUGGGAAAGGACAGAUUGCCGGGUUUUGAGGAUAUGGAGAGGUUGGUGUAUGUGCAGGCGGUGGUGGAUGAGACGUUGAGGUGGAGGUCCAUGGCCCCUGGGGGAGUGCCGCAUGCGACGACUAAGGAGGAUGAAUAUAUGGGAUAUCGCAUUCCGAAGGGUGCGACGGUGGUGCCCCUGUUUUGGGCGAUGAGUUUGGAUGAGGCGCGGUGGGAGGAUCCGAUGGUGUUUCGGCCGGAGAGGUGGUUGGAGGGGGAAACGGAGGGGCAGUUCACGAAUUUCUUUGGCUAUGGCCGGAGGAUCUGUCCGGGGAGACAUAUUGCUCGGAAUUCGUUGUUUUUGUUGAUGGCGAGGAUUCUCUGGGCGUUUGAUAUUCAGGCACCGCUGGGAGAGGACGGCAAGCCUAUCCCCGUGGAUGAUAUGGCGUUUGAUUCUGGGUUUGUGUCCUCGCCAGACCCCUUUGAGGCCGUGUUUGUGCCGAGAAGUGACAAGACCAAAGAGGUGGUGGAGCGCGAGUGGCUGGGAGCAGAAAAAGACUUGGAGGUGUUGAUGGGUGGUAUCCGGGACAGACAGAGGGAGAUCGGGUUGGAUGUGAAGGCGUGAUGCUAGACAAGAGUGAUAAACUGACUUGAAAAAAUGAAGAUAAAUGUGAUAUAUAGCAAUGACUAAGUGAUAUCUCAUCGAUCCAGCAAUCCCGCCCGCUUCGCCGCCCACGCAAACAACACCGUCAGCCCCAAAAUAGUCCCCAGAAUGCCAAACCACCAGUUCAACGUAUGCUCCCCCUUCCCCGGCACCUUGACAUUCAUCCCAAAGAACCCCGUGAUGAACUGCAUCGGCACGAGGAUCGACGCCAGGAUCGUCAGCUUGUUCAGGGCCGAGGCAAUGCCAUUGC